Messenger RNA from Hyaloscypha bicolor E, 853 nucleotides. RefSeq lists its product as uncharacterized. The coding region runs from base 133 to 555 and encodes 140 amino acids. Gene Ontology annotation, molecular function: carbon-sulfur lyase activity. The transcript has a single exon. The record is from RefSeq and is a predicted model, not a curated record. NCBI's taxonomy places the organism in Eukaryota, Fungi, Ascomycota, Leotiomycetes, Helotiales, Hyaloscyphaceae.
CUGCGCUGCAGACUCCACUUAUCCAAGACUUUUCACGAUCCUUCGCCUUCCAAAUCUCUCACGAUCAUCAACCAAUACUUCUACGAAAGAGAGUCUCUCCAGCAUUACCACGCCAAUUCCUCUUAUUCACUUAUGGCUACCGAACAGCCCCGCCACGACUCCUCCGGCAGCAAAGAUGAGGCCUUCACUGCCGUUUGCCACUGCGGUCGCGUUCGAGUUGAACUGCCUUCCAAACCCACCUCACUCCUCGAGUGCCACUGCACUGUCUGCUACAAAUACGGCGCUCUAUGGGCCUACUUUCAACGCAAUGAUGUGGUAGUGACAACGGCGAGCGAUACCACACUCCAAGCUUACAUCCGCGAGGACGCCGACUGCGGCCUUUCGUUCAAUCGGUGCGGCCACUGCGGAUGUAUGAUGUUCUGGCGUGGUGAAAGAACAUAUGCAGAAGGACCUUAUGCAGGGCUGGAGCACAAGAUGGGCGUGAACUGUCGUAUGUUGCCUAAAGGUGAGAUUGAGGGAAUUGCGAAGAGGGUUACCAAAGGACCUGGGAAUUAGAUCCGAAAAGUCUGAUGGAUUAUAUGAGUUUGAAUUCUAUGGGGCUUCGGUUUGGUUAACUUUUGGCGUCCUCUGUGUUAGUUGGUAUGAAUUGUGUAUCGAUCUUUUGGUUCAAGAAUCAAAAUACGAUCCGGACAUUCGUUUCGGGUUUCAAUUCGGGAGUCUUUCUCAUAUCUCCUUCUCAACUUCGGUGAUCUUUGUUGCUCAAAGGCUACUAUGUCUCACUUGCCCACAUCGAUUUCACCGAGAAAAGCAACAGCUAUAAAAGAUAUCAGAUGAAUGCAGAAAUACCAUUCGA